AUGACAUCUGCAAAUAGGUUCGUCGAUAAUGCAUCCAGCUCUCUUCCACAAAUUACGUUUUAUGCCUCAAUUCCCUUUGGGGUCACCUUCCUACUAGUUGAGCUUCUGAUUACGGUGUCACUUUGCGUCCUUCUGUAUGACAGUGGCUCUCACUCGGCCUUCCCAAGAACGAAGCGUCUCCUGAACACGCUCAUCAUCUAUGCUGUUAAUCGGUGUCUGCUGACCUUACUGGUCGCCCUUGCAGAGUUUGCAACUUCGGCUAAGUUCCAGAGUGCAUGGUCAACAGGACUUGACUUCACAAUCGGAAAACUAUAUGCCAACUCGCUUUUAGCAUCGCUGAACACCAGACAAAUCCUUCGAGCGCAGCAGUCAGGCACCCGGUCAGAUGAACGCAUCAGCGGUGUCCACCUCGCAAACCUGCAAAGGCUUUCGAAGAACGUUAAGCGUUCAAAGGAUGGAGAAAAACAUAUCGAGGCACUGUGA
This is a messenger RNA of Pisolithus orientalis, 483 nucleotides long. RefSeq lists its product as uncharacterized. The transcript is spliced from 6 exons. NCBI's taxonomy places the organism in Eukaryota, Fungi, Basidiomycota, Agaricomycetes, Boletales, Pisolithaceae. The coding region runs from base 1 to 483 and encodes 160 amino acids. The record is from RefSeq and is a predicted model, not a curated record.